AUGCUGUCUUGUAGAGCAGCGCUGCCGAUGGGCUUCUUUGACGUCGCUUUGACGACUCACGUGCGGCAUCUCUCCGUGCGCACGGAGGACUUCUUCAGUAAGGAGGCAAUCAGCCAUGCGAGGCGGGUCAGUUGGGCACCGCACACCACAGAGAAGAAACAGGGCGCAUUUGCCAAGCUGGCACGCUCUAAUUUCUCUGAUCCACUGCCAGCCGGGUUUACACAGGAGCCGUACUACGAGGAAGAAAUUGAGGCACACCGCCUUCAUCACAGGCCGGAUGUGUACAUUUACAAGUACAACGUUUCUCCUACCCACAUGUCUCUUCGCGAGUAA
Messenger RNA from Trypanosoma cruzi, 333 nucleotides. RefSeq lists its product as uncharacterized. The record is from RefSeq and is a predicted model, not a curated record. The transcript has a single exon. Bases 1 to 333 code for a protein of 110 amino acids. Lineage: Eukaryota; Euglenozoa; Kinetoplastea; Trypanosomatida; Trypanosomatidae.